GGCAGAGUUGACGUGCAGCCUACAUGGGCAACUUGAAGAGUGUGGGCCAGGAGCCUGGGCCGCCCUGCGGCCUGGGGCUGGGGCUGGGUCUCGGGUUGUGUGGCAAGCAGGGCCCAGCCUCUCCAGUGUCGGAGCCCAGUCGGGCACCAGCAUCCCCACCCCCACCCCCACCACCGGCACCAGAGCACAGCCCCCCACUAACCAGGCCCCCGGAGGGGCCCAAGUUCCCCCGAGUGAAGAACUGGGAGGUGGGCAGCAUCGCCUACGACACCCUCAGUGCCCAAGCCCAGCAGGAUGGGCCCUGCACCCCAAGACGCUGCCUGGGCUCCCUUGUAUUUCCAAGGAAAGUACAGAGUCGACCCUCCCAGAGUCCUCCACCCACUGAGCAGCUGCUGGGUCAGGCCAGGGACUUCAUCAACCAGUACUACAGCUCCAUCAAGAGGAGCGGCUCCCAGGCCCAUGAGCAGCGGCUUCAGGAGGUGGAGGCCGAGGUAGCAGCCACAGGCACCUACCAGCUCCGGGAGAGCGAGCUGGUGUUUGGGGCCAAGCAGGCCUGGCGCAAUGCUCCCCGCUGUGUGGGCCGGAUCCAGUGGGGAAAGCUGCAGGUGUUUGAUGCCCGAGACUGCAGGUCUGCACAGGAAAUGUUCACCUACAUCUGCAAUCACGUCAAGUACGCCACCAACAAGGGCAACAUUCGCUCAGCCAUCACAGUGUUCCCCCAGCGCUGUCCGGGCCGCGGGGACUUCCGAAUCUGGAACAGCCAGCUAGUGCGCUAUGCUGGCUACAGGCAGCAGGAUGGCUCCGUGCGGGGGGACCCCGCCAACGUGGAGAUCACUGAGCUCUGCAUCCAGCAUGGCUGGACUCCAGGAAACAGUCGCUUCGACGUGUUACCCCUGCUGCUCCAGGCCCCCGAUGAGCCCCCAGAACUCUUCACUCUGCCCCCUGAGCUGGUCCUGGAGGUGCCCCUGGAGCACCCCACGCUGCAGUGGUUCUCAGCCCUGGGCCUGCGCUGGUAUGCGCUCCCUGCCGUGUCCAACAUGCUGCUGGAGGUAGGAGGCCUGGAGUUCCCAGCAGCCCCUUUCAGCGGCUGGUACAUGAGCACUGAGAUCGGCAUGAGGAACCUGUGUGACCCUCACCGCUACAACAUCCUGGAGGACGUGGCUGUCUGCAUGGACCUGGACACCCGGACAACGUCAUCCCUGUGGAAAGACAGGGCAGCAGUGGAAAUUAAUGUGGCUGUGCUGCACAGUUACCAGCUGGCCAAAGUGACCAUUGUGGACCACCAUGCUGCCACAGCCUCCUUCAUGAAGCACCUGGAGAAUGAGCAGAAGGCCAGGGGCGGGUGCCCUGCUGACUGGGCCUGGAUUGUACCCCCCAUCUCAGGCAGCCUCACUCCUGUCUUCCAUCAAGAGAUGGUCAACUACUUCUUAUCCCCUGCCUUCCGCUACCAGCCAGACCCCUGGAAGGGGAGUGCAGCCAAGGGCACUGGCAUCACCAGAAAGAAGACCUUCAAGGAGGUGGCCAAUGCGGUGAAGAUCUCUGCCUCCCUCAUGGGCACCGUGAUGGCGAAGCGUGUGAAGGCGACCAUCCUGUAUGGCUCCGAGACCGGCAGGGCCCAGAGCUAUGCACAGCAGCUGGGGAGACUCUUCCGGAAGGCAUUCGACCCCCGGGUCCUAUGCAUGGAUGAAUACGACGUGGUGUCCCUCGAGCACGAGGCCCUGGUGUUGGUGGUGACCAGCACAUUUGGGAAUGGAGAUCCCCCAGAGAAUGGAGAGAGUUUCGCAGCAGCCCUGAUGGAGAUGUCCGGCCCUUACAACAGCUCCCCACGGCCAGAGCAGCACAAGAGUUACAAAAUCCGCUUCAACAGUGUCUCCUGCUCAGACCCACUGGUGUCCUCUUGGCGGCGGAAGAGGAAGGAGUCUAGCAACACAGACAGUGCAGGGGCCCUGGGCACCCUCAGGUUCUGUGUAUUCGGGCUGGGCUCCCGGGCGUACCCCCACUUCUGUGCCUUUGCUCGGGCGGUGGACACGAGGCUGGAGGAACUGGGUGGGGAACGGCUACUGCAGCUGGGCCAGGGCGAUGAGCUGUGUGGCCAGGAGGAGGCCUUCCGCGGCUGGGCCCAGGCUGCCUUCCAGGCCUCCUGUGAGACGUUCUGUGUGGGGGAGGAUGCCAAGGCCGCUGCCCAGGAUAUAUUCAGCCCCAAGCGCAGCUGGAAGCGUCAGCGGUACCGGCUGAGUGCCCAGGCCGAAGGCCUGCAGCUGCUGCCAGGCCUGAUCCACGUGCACAGGCGGAAGAUGUUCCAGGCCACAAUCCUCUCCGUGGAAAACCUGCAAAGCAGCAGAUCCACCCGGGCCACGAUCCUGGUGCGCCUUAACACUGGAGGCCAGGAGGGACUGCAGUACCAGCCAGGGGACCACAUAGGUGUGUGCCCACCCAACCGGCCUGGCCUUGUAGAGGCGCUGUUGAGUCGUGUGGAGGACCCACCACCACCCAGCGAGCCUGUGGCAGUGGAGCAGCUGGAGAAGGGCAGCCCUGGUGGCCCUCCCCCCGGCUGGGUGAGGGAUCCCCGGCUGCCCCCGUGCACACUGCGCCAGGCCCUCACCUUCUUCCUGGACAUCACUUCUCCACCCAGCCCUCGCCUCCUUCGACUGCUCAGCACCCUAGCUGAAGAGUCCAGCGAACAGCAGGAACUGGAGGCCCUCAGUCAGGACCCCCGGCGCUACGAGGAGUGGAAGUGGUUCCGCUGUCCCACACUGCUGGAGGUGCUGGAGCAGUUCCCAUCGGUGGCGCUGCCUGCUGCCCUGCUCCUCACCCAGCUGCCCCUGCUCCAGCCCCGGUACUACUCUGUCAGCUCAGCACCCAGCACCCACCCAGGAGAGAUCCACCUCACCGUAGCUGUGUUGGCAUACAGAACCCAGGAUGGGCUGGGCCCCCUACAUUAUGGAGUCUGCUCCACAUGGCUGAGCCAACUCAAGGCUGGAGACCUCGUGCCCUGCUUCAUCAGAGGGGCUCCCUCCUUCCGCCUACCACCUGAUCCCAGACUGCCCUGUAUCCUCGUGGGCCCAGGCACUGGCAUUGCCCCCUUCCGGGGAUUCUGGCAGGAGCGGCUGCAUGACAUUGAGAGCAAAGGGCUGCAGCCCGCCCCCAUGACUCUGGUUUUCGGCUGCCGAUGCUCGCAACUCGACCAUCUCUACCGCGACGAGGUGCAAGACGCCCAACAGCGCGGAGUGUUUGGCCGCGUUCUCACCGCCUUCUCCCGAGAACCCGACAGCCCCAAGACCUACGUGCAGGACAUCCUGAGGACUGAGCUGGCUGCUGAGGUGCACCGCGUGCUAUGCCUCGAGCGGGGCCACAUGUACGUCUGCGGCGAUGUCACCAUGGCAACCAGCGUCCUGCAGACCGUGCAACGAAUUCUAGCGACGGAGGGCGACAUGGAGCUGGACGAGGCGGGUGACGUCAUCGGCGUGCUGCGGGAUCAGCAACGCUACCACGAGGACAUUUUCGGGCUGACACUGCGAACUCAGGAGGUGACAAGUCGCAUACGCACCCAGAGCUUUUCCCUGCAGGAGCGACAGCUGCGGGGCGCAGUGCCCUGGGCGUUUGACCCACCCGGCCCAGACACCCUCUACCCCUGACAGCUCUCUGGUUUUCCACUCCAGUGCCCAUAGAAGGAGGCUAGCGCACUACUAGAUCGGCUAACCAGGUCCAGCCACCUCCCCACACCCCUUAAGGUGCCUUCCAGCACCUGUGGCAAGGCGCAGAAAUCCAGCCUCAUUCCCCUGGGAGUGAGCAAAAUGCCUCCUCUCUCUCCAGGCCAGUUCUCCCGGCAGGAAUUUGCCUAAAUCUGGAAGGCCCCUGCCAGCAGGGGGGCGGGGGCGGGGGCGGCCUUCCUGCUUCCCUGCCUCCGUGUGCUUUAGGUGAACUGUAGAUUCCCCUUACCCCCUUCAGGAGUGUUACCUUUAAAGUCUAUCUCUAAAUCAUUCAAAUAUUUAUUGAAGAUUUAUCAUAAGAGACUGCUGUUAUGAGACCAUCAUGCCAGAUGUUAUGAGACGCCUAACCCAAUCCCUAUGGAUUACAAUUAUAAAAAGACAAGUUUUGUUUUAACUUGUUUAGCUGUGGGGGUGGUAAUUCUUUGACAGUCAGUCCUACACACUGCAUGUGACCUAACACUCUAAUACCAUGGUUUCCAGCCAAUCACAGCAGUUCUGUGUUGUUCCUUUGCUCUUUAUUGAGAAAGCAGAUGCAGCCCUCAGCUGCCAGCAGUGGGGCAUGCCAAAGACUACUGUCACACAGCCAUGAGCAAUUUUUACUGCUUAUUUCACACAAGAUGAGAAGCCGCACCCACUUCCUCAGUGCUGAAGUACAAAAGAUCAUCCCUCCUUAGUUUUUCCACACACAAGGCCCCAUUUUCCCCAUCUCAUGGGAACCUGAAGUGGAGGCCAGCAGGAAGAACCCCCUGCCUUGCGGACCACAUUCCUCACUAUCUCCCUAACACUUAGCCUGAUCUCUUUCUGGGCCCCUGAAUCACCUUGAUACCAUGGGACUUCUUCCCAGGUAACUGCUCCAUGACAGCCAGUUGGGGCAAUGUCCUUCAGUCCAUCCAUGUGGGGACCAUACCUAAGACUGGUUUCCCCAUGCCACAGGCAUCUUCUCCUUUCCUACUCUCUGUUCUCUGGGGUGAGUUCCUUAUUGACCCCCAGGUCCUGCCCAACUAAAGCAUCCUGGACUGUUGUCUAUGGGGAACCUCUAAAACGGCUCUGUGUCCUUCCACGACACACCAUCCACAAUCUCCUGCAGUUGGAGAAGCCAGGAACCUGGGGGUAGAGAAGGCUCUUGAUAGAAAUCCAGGGAUCUAGGUCCUAGAGAUGACCAUCCCCAUCACCCCAAAUCCCACCAUCCCAUACAACUGCCCCAAAGCAAUCUCCUACCCCUACCUUCCUUCCCUCCAAAGCAGGAAAUACUGACCUGAAGAGUCUGUUCAGUCAGUGCUAGGGACCUGGCCAGGCUCCUUCUGGGUGUCUGUGGUUUCUUGAAACCCUCUAGGGAACAAAUUCCGGACCCUCUGGGUUCCCCACUGCUGUCUGGGACUGGAGGCAGGACUGGAUCCUGGUGACAAAAGCCAUCAGCUGGGCAGUGCCAUGGUGCCAACAUCUACUAACAUCUGUCCCUGCACCCCAGCCUCCUCACCAUCACUGGACCAGGAUGGCUUCUCCUCAUCGGGCGAGGCUGGCUGUGAGGGGCUAGACCAGGGCCUGGAUGGGGAGGAGGCCGAAGCCUCUCCCCACAGUUCCUGCUGCUGCUGCUGAUGA
Sciurus carolinensis (gray squirrel) is the source of this 5309-nucleotide messenger RNA. RefSeq names its product nitric oxide synthase 3 (gene Nos3). The record is from RefSeq and is a predicted model, not a curated record. Bases 24 to 3635 code for a protein of 1203 amino acids. The transcript has 26 exons. Gene Ontology annotation, biological process: nitric oxide biosynthetic process. NCBI's taxonomy places the organism in Eukaryota, Metazoa, Chordata, Mammalia, Rodentia, Sciuridae. Gene Ontology annotation, molecular function: heme binding; flavin adenine dinucleotide binding; nitric-oxide synthase activity.